Molecule: messenger RNA, 1536 nt
Organism: Myripristis murdjan (pinecone soldierfish)
Lineage: Eukaryota; Metazoa; Chordata; Actinopteri; Holocentriformes; Holocentridae
Product: chemokine-like receptor 1
Exons: 2
Coding region: 52-1191 (379 amino acids)
Biological process (GO): positive regulation of cytosolic calcium ion concentration; phospholipase C-activating G protein-coupled receptor signaling pathway; complement receptor mediated signaling pathway
Cellular component (GO): plasma membrane
Molecular function (GO): complement receptor activity; G protein-coupled receptor activity
Source: RefSeq, a predicted model, not a curated record
UUUAGAACACUCUGGAGGCAAAGACAGACUCAUUAUCAUCAUUGCAGAAAUAUGGCAACAGAUUCAUUUAAAGGCUUCAACACCACUGCAGCACCAGCAGUCCAGCCUAGUGGUCUCAGCAACAUGCAAAUAAUUACUGUUGUCAUUUUCUUUGUGAUAUUUGUGGUUGGGACUGUGGGCAAUGGUCUGGUCAUUUACGUGACAGGCUUCAGGAUGAAGAAAACUGUCAACUCUGUUUGGUUUCUCAACUUGGCCCUUGCUGACUUCCUCUUCACAGCCUUCCUGAUUUUCAUGAUCAUCUAUGUUGCCCGGGGAUACAACUGGCCUUUUGGAAAUAUCAUGUGCAAGCUCAACAACUUAGUGAGCGUAGUCAACAUGUUUGCUAGUAUCUUCCUCCUAGUGGCUAUCAGUCUGGAUCGCUGCCUCUCCACCUGGGUGGUGGUGUGGGCGCAAAACAAACGCACCCCUGGCAAAGCUCAGAUCGCAUGCAUUCUCAUCUGGCUAACUGCCCUAGCCUGCAGCAUCCCCUUUGCCAUUGCUCGACAGACUGUAGAAUUACCGGGAAGGAUUAUUUGUACCUACUCAGAGUCAAUGGAUAAACGGAGCUACAACAUUUUUCGCUUCGUUGUGGGCUUCUCCAUCCCCUUCCUAACCAUAACUGGCUCUUAUGUUGCCAUAGGUGUGCGUGCAAGGCGUCUUCAGAGGGGAAAGAAACGUAAAUCUCUCAGAAUUAUCAUUUCUAUCGUCCUUGCUUUCUUCAUGUGCUGGCUGCCCUUCCACAUAUCAGAGUUAAUACAAUGGGAUCUAUUGAGUCCAUCAGUCCUACCGUUUAGGCAAAUUGCAGUUCCACUGGCCAUACAUCUGGCCUUCCUCAACAGCUGCCUGAACCCGAUCCUUUACGUUUUCAUGUGUGACGAAUUCCAGAAGAAGCUCAAGCAGUCUAUAUGCUUGGUGUUGGAGAGUGCCUUGGCAGAGGACCGCAUGUCAUUUGUGUCAUCUCGCUCCAUGUCUUGGCAACUUUCACGUGUUUCUCGCAAGUCUGAUUCUGGUCCAUCUAUAGAGAGAAAGGGCACGUCCUCUUCCUUGGCAACCACAAACAGCAACACAAUCAUCACGGAUGAGAGAGAGACGCUGAACCCAGAAGCCGGCAUAAUUUUAGUGAAUUCAGAUGUGAAAAUGCCCAACCUGUAACCCAAAAAUGAGUAAAAGCAGCACUGAAGCCCAUAAUGCGAAAACAUGGCACUGGAACCCUUUUCUUGUCUUAAGGUAAUUUACAGAUUGGUACAAAUCUGAAUUGUGCAGAGUAAAAAUGAGAGGUUCAUACAUGUAAUUUAAAGGGAUUUUACAUUGCUAAUGUAUACUUUGGUAGCAUUCAUUGUAAUUGUUUAAUAUUUUGUAAAAUAUUGUGCCUGUAAAUACUUGUGAAAAGCAGUUUGUUUCUAUUGUGUGGAGUUUCAUUUUUUUUUUUUUUUUUUUUUUUUUUAAUUUCUACUCAUCCAUUAUGGUGUGGAGUUUGUCUUUGUAUAUAACGACCAG